AUGGCUGACAGACAGGGAGAAAGACCAAACACCUUGGCUAUUUCUGUUUCUACCUUCUAUAAAAAGAUACCAUUGCAGAGCCCAAAAAAACAGGCAUACAGGGUAAUAGAGGAGUUUCCAAACUCAAGUGAGGAAGACUGUGCUUCUGGUAGCAGUGAUGAGGAAUGGCUGCCAGUACAGACAGGUGCAAGCAGAGAAGUAGGUUCAAGCAGUGAUAGUGAAGGUGAGGAGUCUGGAAAUGUUGCUGAGGGAGUUGAGGCUGAGGAAGGAGAUGAAGCUGAUGAAGGAGAUGAGGCUGUUGAACCUGAGGGACCACCUUCCAGGGCCCAGGGGAAAAAAGCAAAAGAAAAGAGUGUCAGAAAUAUCUGGAAAGCUAAGGAUAACCAGUUUGAGGGAGACCUGCCUCCUUUCUUAAGAGAGAGCAAGAUGAAUGUUGAGGGAGCAGAUCCAAUAGAUUUCUUCAUGCAUCUUUUCACCCAGGAUAUGAUCAAUGACAUUGUACACAAUACAAACCUUUACUCUGUCCAGAAAGGAAAAGAGAAGCUGGCAUUGACCUCAGAGGAGUUCAAAACAUUUCUUGGAAUCAAUAUGGUAAUGUCAUAUGUCAGAUAUCCUAGAUCCAGAAUGUACUGGUCAUCAGAGACAGGACUUCGUCUUGAACUGAUAGCCGAUGCAAUGCCAGUGAACAGGUUCGAGCAAAUUCUUAGUUACAUGCACUUUGUUGACAACUACUCACUGGACCCCAAAAAUGCUGACAGGUUUGUCAAAAUCAGACCAGUCUUGGAUGCACUCAAGGAAACCUUCCCAUCAGCACUUGACCCAGAAGAAUUUCAGUCGGUCGAUGAGAUGAUGAUUCCCUACAAGGGACGCCUGUCUAUCAAACAAUAUGUCCCCAAAAAACCCAAGCCCUGGGGAAUUAAAGUGUGGGUGCGAGCAGGAUCCUCUGGGUAUAUGUACAACUUUGAACCCUAUCAAGGUCCAGCUGGGGGACGAGGUGAGAUCAGUCAGCUGGGAAUGGCUGGAGAUGUAGUCAUGCGCCUUUGUCAAGACAUUCAGGACAAGAACCACAAGAAGCAACAGGCUCCAUGGAGCACAAGAAAAGCUGAAAAGAGAAAAGCAAAUGAAGCAAGAAGGAAGAGGAUCUGUCUCUGUCGUGACAAUGCACAAAACAUCACUGUCACCCGCUGGUUGGAUAGUUCAGUUAUUCACAUGGCCUCUUCCUGCACCGGCCUGUCCCCAACAGAUGUUGCACAGAGAUGGAGCAAAAAAGAGAAGCAAAUGCUCAACAUCCAAAGGCCAUUUUCCGUGAAGUUGUACAAUCAGCAUAUGGGUGGAGUAGAUCUCAUGGAUCAAUGUGUUGCCAUGUAUCCACACCGACGCAGAAACAAACGGUGGUACAUAAGAGUGUUCUUUCACUUCCUUGAUGUCACAACUGUGAAUGCCUGGCUCCUUUAUAGAAUGUCUGGAAAUGAAGCAAAGGGUCUGCUGCACUUCAAGGCGUCAAUAGCUCAUGCUCUUAUCAAUGCAGGAUCCAUGAAAAUACACACCAGAGGCAGACCCAGUGCCACUCCACCACAGGCAAAACGGAGAGCCGUGUCUAAGGCCCCCCCUGAGAUCCGGUAUACCCCUGGAAACCACUGGCCCCAGCUCAAGGAAGCAAAAAAUGCCAGCAGAUGCCAAGAUGCUGCAUGCACACGAAGAACCAAGUACAUCUGCAUGCAGUGUCUUGUAGCUUUGUGCCCCGGAUGCUUUGGCAACUAUCAUAGAAAAUCUCAGAAAUGA
Messenger RNA from Pygocentrus nattereri (red-bellied piranha), 1782 nucleotides. Its product is annotated as piggyBac transposable element-derived protein 2-like. The transcript has 3 exons. The record is from RefSeq and is a predicted model, not a curated record. NCBI's taxonomy places the organism in Eukaryota, Metazoa, Chordata, Actinopteri, Characiformes, Serrasalmidae. The coding region runs from base 1 to 1782 and encodes 593 amino acids.